Labeo rohita (rohu) is the source of this 496-nucleotide messenger RNA. RefSeq lists its product as uncharacterized. Bases 10 to 474 code for a protein of 154 amino acids. NCBI's taxonomy places the organism in Eukaryota, Metazoa, Chordata, Actinopteri, Cypriniformes, Cyprinidae. The record is from RefSeq and is a predicted model, not a curated record. The transcript has a single exon.
UUAGCCUAGAUGAAUCUGCAGCAGAAUCUGGUUCAGAUGUGCAUGGUAACUACAGCCAGGAUGCUGAAGCAGUGGAACCUGGUCUUCCUGGUAACUUCAGCCUUGAUGAAUCUGCAGCAGAAUCUGGUUCAGAUGUGCAUGGUAACUACAGCCAGGAUGCUGAAGCAGUGGAAUCCUGCUCUUCCUGGUAACUUCAGCCUUGAUGAAUCUGCAGCAGAAUCUGGUUCAGAUGUGCAUGGUAACUUCAGCCAGGAUGCUGAAGCUGAGAAGCCCAGUUCUGGCCCCUUUCAUGAACUUAAUACCCACCUUGUAAUUCUGCCUGGCAGCCAGGAGUCAGAAUCGGAUGAGGAAUCUGCUGACACUUCUCAUGAGUCCAAACCUAGCCUUAUCAUUGUGUAUGGUAACUUCAGUGACAAUGACAACUUGGAGAUUUUUGUUAAUGGCUCUGACAGUUCUGAUGUUGGGUUACCUUAAUAAAGUUUUAUGUGGAAUUGAA